AUGCAUAGUAAAGAUAUCAACGAAAUGACUAUUUCUUCAUCUUCUAAAGUUGGUUCAAAAACCAUUAAAGUUAAGGCUACCAAAUCUAUUCAAUAUACUUUGUAUUAUGGUACAUUUAUACAUACACCAGAACUCAACAAUUUCGAAAUCUGCUUCAACACAAUCCUUGGAGUGAAUGAAAGAGGUGUGAUCGACUUUAUUUAUAAGGAUUAUAAACCAGAAGAGCAUAAUGAUAAAUCUCCAAUAGAAUUCUUUUUAGAUUCACAUGACAAUGAUGAUCAUCUGAGGAAUAGAUAUAGACAUGGACGUCUUACACUUGAUUAUAUUGAUUACUCUAAUGACACAGAUACAUUUUUCAUGCCAGGUUUCAUCGAUACUCAUAUCCAUGCAAGUCAAUUUCCAAAUAUGGGGAUUGGAUCAGAUAGCACAUUGUUAGAUUGGCUUAAUGAUUAUACAUUCCCACUAGAGAAAGAAUUCACAGAUAAUAAUAAAGAAGGGAAGUUUCAGUUUUCUCGUGACAUAUAUUCCAAGGUCAUUAAUAAGACUUUGAGUAAUGGAACCACUUGUGCAUCAUAUUUUACCACCAUCGACAGCGCUACCACAAAUUUAUUUGCUGAAUUGUUGUUGGAAAUGGGACAACGAGGGUUCGUAGGGAAGGUUUGUAUGAAUAUAAAUGAUGCAUGUGAAGAGUAUAAAGAAUCUUUUGAGGAUUGUCAAGAAUCAAUGGAAAAUAUAAUUGUUCAUUUGAGUAAUAUAAAUCCGGACAAUGAAACGUUGGUAAAGCCUAUUGUAACUCCAAGAUUUGCUCCUGUAUGUUCAAAAGAUCUUUUGGGAUACUUAGGGGAAUUAAGUAGGGAUAAUAAUCUACCCAUCCAGACUCAUAUUAGUGAAAAUAAGAAUGAAAUUGAGUUAGUUAAGAAAUUAUUUCCCGACUUUCCCAAUUAUUCAUCAGUAUAUGAUGGAUUUGAUUUAUUAACCAGUUCAACUAUCUUAGCCCAUGCGAUUCAUUUAUCACCAGAUGAAAGAAAAUUGAUCAAAAAGAGAGGUUGUUCCAUUAGUCAUUGUCCCACGUCGAAUUCUUUCAUUUCUAGUGGUGAAGCACCCAUUAAACAAUUUCUUUAUCAUGAUAACAUAAAUGUUUCAUUGGGCACUGAUGUUAGUGGAGGGUUUGAACCAUCAAUAUUAGCAACCAUGAAACAUUCCAUACUUGUGAGUCAUCACAGAUGUAUGAAAUCUGAUAAGCCUAACCGGGAUAGAUUAACUAUUAGUGAUGCGAUAUAUAUGGCUACUUUAGGUGGAGCCAAAGCUGUGGGAUUGGAACAUAUGAUAGGGACUUUUGAAAUUGGGAAGAAAUUUGAUGCUCAAUUGAUAGAUUUAUCUUGUGAAGGAUCCAAAGUUGAUGUUUUUGAUUGGCAAUUACCAACUUCUGCUUUGGAACAAAAUGAAAAGAUUAGAAAGAUGAAAGAUUUGUUGGGAAAAUUGAUCUUUUGUGGUGAUGAUAGAAAUUGUGUUAAGGUUUGGUGUAAUGGUAGAUUAAUUGUUGAUAAACAUGCUAAUAGAAGAUAUGAUAGAUGGGUAAUGGUUAAUAAAUAUGAAUUAGACGAGUAG
This is a messenger RNA of Hemisphaericaspora subhashii, 1608 nucleotides long. RefSeq names its product guanine deaminase. Lineage: Eukaryota; Fungi; Ascomycota; Pichiomycetes; Serinales; Debaryomycetaceae. Gene Ontology annotation, biological process: guanine metabolic process. Gene Ontology annotation, molecular function: zinc ion binding; guanine deaminase activity. Gene Ontology annotation, cellular component: cytosol. The transcript has a single exon. The record is from RefSeq and is a predicted model, not a curated record. The coding region runs from base 1 to 1608 and encodes 535 amino acids.